Molecule: messenger RNA, 3052 nt
Organism: Phyllotreta striolata
Lineage: Eukaryota; Metazoa; Arthropoda; Insecta; Coleoptera; Chrysomelidae
Source: the annotation of a GenBank genome assembly
AAAAAAAGAAGAAAAUGUGAAAUAUUUUAGGUUAACUUAUAAUUUUUUUUUAAAUUGUAAUUAUUCUAAUAUGUAGUGAUUACAUCAGUGGAUGAGCGCAUAAAUAAGAACCCAAAGAAAUAAUGAGCAGUAAGUAUGUCUUUUGAAAACCAGAGAAUACCAGUCUUGUACGGUUCGCAGACUGGCAAUGCUCAGGAUUUAGGCGAGAGGAUAUCCAGGGAAGCGAAACGAUUUUAUUUCAGAAGCCCGGCUUCUGCUCUAGACAGUUAUAACAUUAUUGAAUUGAUUAAUGAGAAGUGCGUAGUGUUUGUAUGUUCGACAACCGGUCAAGGUGAAGAACCUGACAACAUGAAAGUAUUUUGGAAGUUUCUGUUAAAGAAGAGUUUACCUCCCGAUAUUUUGAGCAACUUAAAGUUCGCUGUGUUCGGUUUAGGCGACUCGAGUUAUGUAAAGUACAAUUUUACAGCAAAACUUUUGUAUAAGAGGCUGAUAAAUUUAGGAGCGAAGCCUGUUAUUCCGUUGGGGUUAGGAGAUGAUCAACACGAUUUAGGAUAUGAUGGUACUGCUGAUCCUUGGAUUGAAUCCUUAUGGGGUCAAUUGCUACAAUUGUUUCCUCUUCCUGCUAAUAUUAUUCCCUUGCCGAAGGACUAUAGAAUAGAACCAAGAUGGCACGCAUUUAAAUCUGACAAUGUAAUUUCAAACAGAAAUCAGUCAAUUUACUCAAAUACCAGAAAAAAUUCGGACUUUAUAGCUACUGUAAUAGAAAACAAAAGGAUCACAUCGCCCGAUCAUUUUCAGGACGUAAGAUUGAUAAAAUUUCGCUGCAAAGACCAAUCGUACAAUCCUGGCGAUGUCAUCGUACUUCGGCCGAAAAAUCUUAGUUGGAAAAUCAAAGAGUUCCAAGAGGUACUUACAAACAACGGCGUGGAAAUACCUCCAGAAACGGUGAUAGAUCUGGCACAGAAAGAUGUAGAUAUUCCAGUUCCAGACGUCCUUAAAUAUAGGGUAACGUUCGGGCAAUUAUGCGCGGAAUAUUUCGAUUUGAUGUCGGUACCGAGACGCCACACCUUCCAGAUUUUAGCCCAAUUGACCGAUAGCGAAUUAGAGAAAGAAAAAUGUUUAGAAUUUACCACUGCCGAGGGGCAGGAAGAUUUGUACAGCUACACAUACAGACCAAAGAGGAAUAUCGUUGAAGUUUUACAAGAUUUUCCGCAGGCUACGAAAAAUUUAACACUGGAUAUGAUGUUUGAGUUAUUGCCUCCUAUUAAACCCAGGGAAUUUUCGAUCGCUAGUAGCCGUAAAGUACACGGUGAUGAAGUGCACGUACUGCUGGCUGUUGUAAAAUAUAAAACGAGGCUAGUAAAAGAACGGUUCGGUUUAGGUUCGAAUUAUUUGGCUGGAUUGAAAGAAGGCGAUGAAAUUAUGGCUCUAAUUAAGAAGGGAAGUUUUAAAUUUCCCAAAGAACUCGAUAUUCCAGUUAUAUUAGUAGGGCCUGGUACAGGUGUAGCAUCAUUUCGUAGUUUUGUGUUCGAAAAAUCCGACGAGAAUUCUCAUUUAAACAAUCCAGUUCUAUUUUUUGGUUGUCGAUAUAGAAACAAAGACUUUUUAUGCAAAGAAGAUUUCCAAAGACUUGCUAGCAGAAAUAAACUGAAGCUCAUAACUGCUUUUUCGAGAGACGAAGACCACAAAGUUUAUGUUCAGGAUAAAAUUAAAGAAAAUGGGCCGCUGGUUUGGGAGUUACUGCAAAACGAAGCUCGAAUAUUCGUCGCGGGUAGUUCCAAAAAUAUGCCACAAGGAGUGCGAAAAGCUUUUCUCGAUGUUUGCCAAGAAGCCGGAGGUUUAAGCCCUGAAGAAAGUACAAAAUUUAUCGAGAAACUAGAAAAAAUCGGUAGGUAUCAAACUGAAUGCUGGUCAUAAAUUUGUUAUUUUCUUUAUUAAAUUUUAAUAUAAGAAAUUGUAGUUAUCUUAUAACUACACAUAUUUUUUUAACAAUACUGUUACCUGUUACAUUUUUAUAUUAGCAAAUUGUACAAUAGUUCAAUUUAUUAGUGAAAAAGGUUGCGUUAGAAUAUAUAAAAUUAAUUAUUAAAAAAAUAUAUAGUUAAAACGUGUUUAGACAUAUCAAAUAAAUUAAUAGAACUUAAUAAUAUUUCAAUAUUACAACUAAUAAGGCAGUGUUAAAGGCACAAAUAUUUGAUUUUUUUAAAUGGUACGUUUUCCUAACGAACACGAGAUAUUUUCUUUGCCUUAUCGACACAUGGAGGAGGUAUGUCUGGUUUAUUUGUUGUAAACCUGCUGUGCAACCUGCAAAAAUGAAUUAAUUUCAGUUAAUUACAUGUUAAAUUACUGGACAUUAAGUAAACUCACACUCUGUAGGUUUCACUUUUCAAAUAAUCCUGUAAAUGACUUAUGCCAAGCUGUAACUGAUCAGCAAUAGGCUUAACCCAUUCGUUUCCUUCGAAUCUGAAGGCUGAUUUGUUGGAGGACAUGUCCAAAUUUCCAAUUUCAGGAGGUAAAAUAGUUAAGCGGUUGCCCUGCAAAUGGAGCUCCCUAAGACGUGUCAAUUCGCCUAUUUCCUUCGGCAAUUCUAUCAGAUCGUUUUCUCUCAAAACUAGCUGAAAUAAAGUAUUUCUAUGUAAGUUAAGUUAAAAAGCAAUGUACAAAUAUACAUACGAUUUGUAAAUUCUUGAGAUUCUUAAUGUCAGCUGGAAGGUAUUCGAAAUCGUUGUCGCCUAAGUACAAGGCUCGUAAAGUUUCUGGAAUGAACGCAUUGAAAUAAUAUUGCAAGCAUUAGUAUUGGAAAAAAAUGUACCCAUCAUGAAGAAAUUUCCAGGCAGGGAUUCUUCCUUUAAAUUGUUGUAUGUCAAGUCCAGGACUUCCAGUACUGGGAAAGCUCCAAAGCCUCUUGGUAAAGUGUACAGCCUGUUGAUGGACAAGUUCAAAAUCCUCAACUUAGGCAUGGAAGAUAACGAUAAUGGCAAUUCCUCGAUGUGAUUAUUUGCCAAAUUCAAUAUUUCCAAAUUCGAUAAAUUUGCAAGACCUGGUGGUACAG